AGAGCGAGAAUUAUUAAAUCGAUUUUAUACGAUCAUAUAAACGUAGCUACGGACAUUACAUCGACCAUUCCUAGACUCUCGUGUAAACGUAGUCGUAAUCUGUCGUCACGAGUCGUACGUGACGUAGGGGUGGAUGUUCUCGACUGAAUCCAUUUUCAAUACGUUUGACAGAUGACGGGCCGCCAGUGUUUGGCAAUUUCGACAAAGUGAAAAUUGUACAAGCAGGACCAUAUGGAAGCGGUACCGAGAUUACCAAUGAUAUGGUUCCAUUUAAAGGUUAGUCCGGAGCCCACUGCCUUCGGACCAAAACUGAAACAGUACAUACGAGAUUUUUACAAUGAGGACGCCGAGUCGUACACGAACGAAAUACAUCAAUUGGAGAGUCUACGUUCGAUGGCGGUUAGACCACCCAUUGAUAUGGCUGGUUGUGUGCUCCUGAAAAAAUAUUAUUGUCAGUUGCACUUUCUUCAAAGUAGAUUUCCCAUGGGCAAGGAUGGUGUUGCUGCAGUCACAUUUACUUGGAGAGACACAUAUGCAAAUAUGGUCUGUUCAUUGGCUAACAUCCGUUUUGAAAUAAUAUCUAUUUUGUACAAUAUUGGCGCAAUACAUACCCAAUUGGGUGCGCGUAGUGAAAGAAUCAGUGCUGAUGGCAUGAAGAUAGCAUGUACUCAUUUCCAAUGUGCAGCAUGGGCUUUUGAACAUUUGAAGAACAGUUACCCACAACCGUCUGGUGUGGAUCUAGCGCCAGAGUUAAUGACUUUCAUGCAUCAGCUUUGCUUGGCUCAAGCUCAAGAAUGCAUACUGGAAAAGAGCAUGUUGGAUAAUCGUAAGCCGACAAUAGUUGCAAAAGUUGCAAGACAGGUAGUGGAUUACUUCACUCUGGCGCUAAACACAUUGGAGCAAGGCGGAGGUGAAGAUGGAACUAUAUCUGAUACUGUGGGUACCAAAUUUUACAAGAGCUGGAAAUAUUAUGUCAACUUUAAAAAGGCAUACCACUUGUCAGUUACAUAUCUUUAUCAAGGCCUUGCUGCUGAAGAACAAAGAAAAAUGGGAGAACGAGUAGCUUUUUAUAAUGUCGCGUUAGCAUCCCUCAAUGAAGCGCAUGGAAUUUAUUCAAAUGCUAAAGGGUUGAUUGGUAUGACUAGCACUUCAAAGGGAAAAACCAUGGUAGAAGAAGCACUCACGUUUACUAACGACGUGAUAGAAGGCAAGAGAAAAGCUGCCAAAAACGAAAAUGAGUUCAUCUAUCAUGAGGAAGUGCCAGAAAAGGAAAUGCUUCCAUCUGUGAAAGGAGCUUCUCUAGUUAAAGGUGUGUCGUUUAAUAUAAAUGAUUCAGAAGUCUCAGGACCAGAUAUAUUUGCGAGAUUAGUUCCUAUGAAAGUGCACGAAGCUAGUUCCCUUUAUUCAGAAGAGAAGGCCAAAAUACUACGUUCCGUUGGAGCUAAAAUCGAGGAGAAAGAUCAGUAUCUCAACACUUACUUGACUUCCUUAAAAUUAGAACAUAUGAACUUAUGGGACCCUGACACACAAACAUCAGAUUGGGAGUGUUUACCUCUCCCCGAAGAACUAGUCGAACGAUGCGCCGCACUUAAUGCCAAACAGAACGUCAUUCAGGAUCUAAUAGAUAUUAUGGAGAAGCUUUCUGAUACAAGUCAAGACGUUGAAAAAGUAUCAAAAGAGAUAUCGAAGCUUCUAUUGGACGAGGAAUUGAAAGAAAAGCAAUAUCAGGAGGCAGUAGGUAAGAGGCCACCAUCCAUAGUAGCGACAGAUUUAACUAGAGAGGCCAAGAAGUACGAAGAAGCGCAUAACAAAGCCUCUGAGAGCAACCAAGCUCUUCACAAAGCGAUAACAAUGCACGUGAAGAACUUGAAAAUCCUCGCGCAACCAUUAGCUGAUCUAAUGGCACAUAUCCCUUCGCCAAAUGCAUAUUUGUCCGAUCAAAGUUCUGAGAAAUCGCAAAACUCAAAGGAGAUAGAAAAGAUGCAUACUAAAGAACUGAAACGUAUAUUAAAUAAAGUGGACGAAAUGCGAAUGCAAAGGCAUGAUUUGCACACUAAAUUACGAGAUUCAAUUGCACAGGACGACCUGACGCGCUUACUAGUCACAGCGACUUCUGAAUCCGGUCCCCUAGAUCGUUUAUUUGCGGAUCAGCUUAGCAAACAUCAGAGUCUGGUAAAUUUAAUAGAACAAAAUCUUGCUGCACAAGAUAACAUACUGGCAGCUCUAACCGACGUGUACGCACAGACUGCAAACGUACGCAAGAACGUUGAGGAAAUGCUGAAACGUCGAGAGAUCACGAUAUCCUCCUUGAUCACGUCUUAUGACGCGUACGAGGAUUUAUUGGCGAAAUCGAGUAAGGGCUUGGAAUUUUACAGAAAGCUAGAAAUCAAUGUUUCGAAGCUGCUGCAACGAGUCAAGAGUACAUGCAAGGUGCAAGAGGAGGAACGGGAGCAGAUACUCGCGCAAGACAGCAAGAAUACGUACGAGAAGACUGAGUCAACGACACCGUCGACUUAUGAUCAAGGACGACCUCCUCGAUCAAACGGCCUGAAACUGAAAGAUUAUCUGAACAAUAGAAUCGAAAGCGGUACUGGUUAUCAAAAUCCUUAUUACAAUUUACAAUACAAAGGACACGUCACGGCAAUGCAAAUGCCGGACUCGAAGACACUGGCAACCGACGUGACGGAUAAAACUCUCAUUCAGUCCGGCACGAUACCCGCCGCGUCCGAGAUCUCGUCUUCGUCGAUGAAGUCGUCGCAGCAUUAUUACCCCGUGACCUAUGCGGAUUACAGAAGCACGGGUUCCCCGUACUCCUACAAUACUCAGAACUACUACGAAAAUCCGAUCAAUAGUGCCAUGAAUCAAAACUACUUGCCGACCACCAGUACGAUCGCCACGAACGUCUACCAGCAACCGAUCUUCUCUGCUUCGAGUGCGAACGCAUCUACCUCGGGCGUUCAGUAUCCCGCGAGUUCUUAUCUAUCGAACGGACAAGCGGUCUCUGCGUCCACCAACGGACAGGACAAGUACCAUAACGCGUCGCAGUCUGCUUAUAACGUCUCCAACAACGCUCUGCAAUAUGACGCAUAUCACCAAUCUGUGGCGGGUUACAACAACAGUUACAACAUUGUGACACCGUACGUUCCUAAUCAAGACAAGGCCGCAGCUAUUGUUAAAAGUGGCACACCGGAAAUGCCAUCGCAAGUCCAGCCAGUGUCACAAAUACCUGUUUCUACGAUCGGCGCGGCUGCGAGCGUCACGAUGCCAAUAGACGGCCAGACGCACACUUACAGCAUUGUGCAGCAGGAUCAGCAAUACGAUAACCAACAAAAGACUGUCUUACCGAGCCAAGAGAUAUCUCACGGUGGUCAAAAUGCUGUCAGACCUCAGCCGACACUCCCGACGAAGGACAACACGCCGACUCAGAGCUACUCCUUACCUCAAGCUGCCGGCCAAGCCGAGAUGACGUACCCGCAGAACUACCCGGUCACCGCGUACUACAAUCCGGCGGAACUCCAAGCGACUCAGCAAGUCCCGUUCACUCACGGCACGUACGAUACAACACAAUAUAUGCAGUCGCAACAACCAAGCACUAACAAUCAGCCGGUACACUCCGCGACGUCGGCGAGUGAGAUCUCAGCGGUGUCGUACGUUUCAAAUCUGCAAACCGGCGUGGUGAAUCCCACGCAGUAUCCGCAACAGACGAACAGCAUGGAUCAGGGCAAACAGGCAUACACGGAUAACACAUAUGCCUCGUACGGCGCCACGCAGAUGCAGGUGAACCAGGUCACUCCGAGUUAUCCGAAUACUUAUCAGAAUUAUCAGCACGGCGCUACUACCGCCACGCCGUACCAGCAACAGACUGGCAUACAAGCCGCGGACACGUCCAACACAUACGCUUAUCUGAAUAACUCAAACAGCUCGGAGAUGAUACAGAGCCACGCGAAGUCGAUGACAGUGCAAAACUAUUCGCAAUCGUAUCAGUACCCGCAUCAGGACGCUUACGCGAGUUACGCGCAGUACCCGAGUUAUUCGCAGGGUCAAAGUUACGCGUAUAUGCAGCAGCCCGGCGCUCACGGCGCGAUGACGUACAAUCCUGCUGGCCAGGCGCAGGGCUACGCCGCUUACGCGGCCAACAAUAUUCAGACCACGCAGGCUUCUCAAACGUUGGAGGAAACGGUCUCGAUGCCGUCCGUCAGCGUCACCGCCACUGCCACCGGCGGUUAUCAGCAACAAGAGACGAACGCGAGAUACACAAACGCGGGUAAUAACGCCGUAGUCACUCAGACGGCGUCCUCGCAGUAUAGUCAAGUUCCUCAGUCCCAAACGGGAAAUGACACGUAUUACACUACACCUUAUGGUCUUCAGAUGCAGCAGGGUCAAGUGAGCUCAGUUACGAGACCUGAAAAUCAUACCAAUUACAAUCAGACGUACAUGCAAGCGGUGAACAACGGGACGAACACAACAACAAGCGCAAAUCCGAUGAAACUCACCAUCAAGUCUGACGAGCCAAAAUCAAAUGUCGAUCUCUUGUCUGAUCUUGAUAUCACCAUAAAUCACGCACCUCUUGUGCCAGAAGUACGACCUCUUUCCACAGUACAGAAAAAAGAAGAGACUGCGACGAGUGAUACCGCGGAAAACGGCAAAGUGGAGAAGAGCGAACAGGAUAAAGCCCAAAAGACUGAAGCGGAAGCAACAACGUCCACCGAGGACAAGAAUGACCACGAGAACUUGCAGAUUGUAUGGGACACCUGGUACAACGACGUGCAACCGAAGAAGGAUCCUUUGGGGGAGCCAGCGGCGCUGCAAAAGUUCAUCAAUGACGUGGAGAAGUACGAGAAGUUCGUAGACAGUCUGCUCGUGAAAACUCUCAGCGGAGCUACAAACCUUGAUAUCAAAUGGAAGGAAGUGCAGGAUUUUGAAGAACGAGAAAAUGGAAAACAAUCGAGCACCGUGGCGUUAGCUCAUUCAUCCGAAAAUCGCGCGGUCGAUUGCAUCCCGUACGACACUACGAGAGUGCAGGUAUCCUCGUCGGACGUUUCAUCAUAUAUAAACGCGUCGCACGUCAUGGAAAUCACACAAUGGAUACCUACGGCAUUUAUCAUAACUCAAUCACCUUUGUCAGAUAAACAAGAUGUCUUCUGGACAAUGAUUUGGGAACAAGAGAGCGAAGUUAUCGCUUGCUUAGUGUCUGAUGCUCAGCUAAAUAACGAGAUAUACUGGCCCAUAAGUGAAGAGAACAAUUUAGAUGUAGGAAAUUUUACAAUUUCGCUACAAAAGACAGUGAACCACACAACCUAUGUUCAAAGAAUCCUCUCCAUACAACACAACAAAAAGAUAUCCGAAAGAGUUGUUGUACACAUGCAGUUCCUCGUGUGGCCUUCGAACGGUUUUCCAAGUAGCCCUGGCACUUUACUUGGAUUUUCGACUGACGUGAUGACAGAGCAGGCGUUAAGACGUUGCUCUCCCAAGCCAGUGAUUGUGCAUUGUUUGGAUGGUGGUUCGUUGAGUAGUCUGUUCUUAGUGGCCGCUGCAACAGUAUGUCAUAUACGGGCGGGUUGUGGGAUCGUAGACGUGCCACUGGUCUUUAAGGGCCUGGCGAAAUGUCGCAAACAAGUCGUGAAUAAAGAGUCGUUGUUGUUUGCGUAUAGACUAGUUUUGUAUCACGCUCAGGAUAUUUUAAUGAAACGCGGUAUUUUGUCAUCUACUCGAUCCACGUUUGAGAAUUUCGAUGGAUUCAAAGGGAACAAGGAGAAAGCGUUAAGAAGAUUGCAUCAGUGUCAUCCAUCGGACGAUUUUCUACAUAAUCUUGCCGUCGGAAUGCAUCGUUCUGAUACUGAACAAGGAAAGAUACAAGUAAGUGACAACGCGACAACUUCAACGUCAUCGCAAGAAAAAAAUAACGACGGAGUCGUUGAUCCUUUAAGCCAAUUGGAUCCUCUGUGGUCUAUCAGGAGAUAAUUAUAUAAUGUUAGGAAUGUGCAAAUUCCACUGUCCAGCUUUAAAUCGACGACUAUUUAAACAAGAUAGCCAUUCCUUAUCUUUGUUAAAGUGAUCAAGAAUGACGAGCUAUAAAAUAUGUAUAAAUGUUGCAAACGGAACUAGAACAAGGUAACAAUGCAUCUAAAUUAGCUUUGAAAUAAAAGACAUUUAUUCAAGUAUUUCCUAAUCCUUAAGUUUUAAGGGUUUACAAUCUGUUAAAUAUAUAUAUAGAAUAAAAAAUAUAAAAUGCAUGCUCCUAUUCGCAUUCAUUUCCAUAUUUAUACAUCUGUGGCCUAAGUGCAAUGCAAUCUAAUUACAUUGCCUUGUUCGAAUUUCAUUAUAUUUAGGCUGUAAUGUACGUUAAUCCACCUAUAGAUAGUCUUGCAUUUAAUUUUUAGUACCAACUUAAACAUUCGUGACCAUACUCGUGUCACCAAGCAAUAGCGUAAUAUAAUGUAAACUUUAUGAAAUAUUUAUUUACGACACGAUUUCUUGGAGAAUAAAAGGAUGCUUUCGAUAAUAUAAUUGUUCAAUACUGUAGCGCAUUAGAUGCGAAAUAUGUAUGAAACAAUCCUUUUUACUUAUAUUAAAAACAGACAUUUGCGAAUAUCCAUGAACAAUUAUCCUAAUUAGUCAUGUUUGUUCAAUGUUAUGACUUUAGUCGAAAUUCAAUACCGGGAGAAAUACAUGCAAAACAUACAUUUCGAAAUUUUGAUAAAUUGUAUAUAUUUAUAUUUAAUAUCGUUUUCAUGUUUACGGCGAGAGUUUAUCUACAAAAGUUUCGGUUACACGGGAUAUAUUGAGAUACAAUCUGAUACGCCGUAUGUGAGUAUCAGAUUUCGCAGUGUUCAUCGCGAAACGCAUGCGUAAGUAAAUGUAAAUAUAAAAAAAAAAAA
Messenger RNA from Odontomachus brunneus, 6878 nucleotides. It is a transcript of the gene mop, whose product is annotated as tyrosine-protein phosphatase non-receptor type 23. NCBI's taxonomy places the organism in Eukaryota, Metazoa, Arthropoda, Insecta, Hymenoptera, Formicidae. Gene Ontology annotation, molecular function: protein tyrosine phosphatase activity; protein binding. Bases 232 to 5961 code for a protein of 1909 amino acids. Gene Ontology annotation, cellular component: endosome. The record is from RefSeq and is a predicted model, not a curated record. Gene Ontology annotation, biological process: protein transport to vacuole involved in ubiquitin-dependent protein catabolic process via the multivesicular body sorting pathway; protein dephosphorylation; endocytic recycling. The transcript is spliced from 15 exons.